Xenopus laevis (African clawed frog) is the source of this 1557-nucleotide messenger RNA. It is a transcript of the gene moxd2.L, whose product is annotated as putative DBH-like monooxygenase protein 2. The transcript has 13 exons. The record is from RefSeq and is a predicted model, not a curated record. Bases 1 to 1557 code for a protein of 518 amino acids. Lineage: Eukaryota; Metazoa; Chordata; Amphibia; Anura; Pipidae.
AUGACGGUUCGGGGUCGAAAAGAUUCUACUCUUUUAAGAUGGGGGGUCGAUAGACAAAAUCAGGAGAUUGUGUUGGAGAUUCAGGUUCCAAGAGCAUCAUGGGUGGCUUUGGCUUUGAAUUCUGAAGGGUCUCUGACAGGCUCGGAUGUUGUCAUUGGAGGCUGGAAUGGAGACACAGAAACAUUUUUCUAUGAUGCCUAUAUUGAUUCACAAUGGCCCCCAACAAAGGAUGAUUUCCAGGACUAUGAGUUCCUAGAGUUGAGGAGGAAUGAGACCCACAGUGUCCUCAGAGUGUGGCGCAAGUGGUUUACUUGUGACCCACAGGACUUUGCCUUUGAGGCGCAAAAAGAUAAGCACUCGGGGGAGGGGGGACUGCAGAACCUGCUGCUGCCUCAGGUGGUGGAGGGCCAGGAUCGCCCCUUAAUGUGCAGUGAUUAUACCCCGCCAUUCCAUAUUUUACCAAUGCCCCUGGAUUGUACCACAUAUGUUACUGCAUAUUUUGGAGACCGUCAGGAUCUGCAGGAUGGAGCAAAAAACGCCUUCUCCAGGUCCAUAUAUUUUAUGGAGGUAAAGUCUGAAGUUAAUCUGCCCGCCAACCUCCUUUACUACGAUAUAAAGAUGAACGAUUAUCUGAUCCCAGAACAGGACACCACCUAUGCCUGCACCUUCAUUCCAUUGCCUCAAGUUGCAACAAAACAUCACAUUGUAAAGUAUGAGGUGAAUAUUGAUCCCAAGAGUGAAGGCAUUGUCCAUCACAUUCUGAUUUACGCCUGCGAUAACAACAUGGAGAUUAUCCCUGAGCCUGGAUACUGCCAUGGGGGAGACAGCCGCUAUUUCCAGUGCAUGAAUGUCUUGUUUGGAUGGGCUGUCGGGGGAGAGGACUAUUAUUUUCCAGAAAAUGCUGGUGUGUCUAUUGGUACCAAGGAUGACCCUCAGUAUGUUCGAUAUGAAAUCCAUUACAGCAACUUUGAUGGAAUCUCAGGAAUUAAGGAUAACUCUGGAAUAAGGAUUUUGUACACCCCAGAAGUACGUAAAUACGAUGCAGGCGUCCUAAUGUUGGGGGUCUUCACUUUUCCCAUUCAGUUCAUCCCACCCGGAUCAAAGAACUUUAGAAGCUAUGGCCUCUGUGACACUAAAUUGAUUCCACAGCUUUUAGAUGAACCGCCGGAGGAUCUGAUCGCUUCUUCUUUCCUUCUACAUGCCCACCUGACGGGACACGGCCUACGUUUGCUGCAUUAUAGGAAUGGGACUCUCAUUGGCAGUCUUGGGCAGGAUAAUUCCUAUGAUUUUGGUUUCCAACAAAUCCGAUAUUUCCCUGAAGCUAUUACUAUAAAAAUGGGAGACCAGAUUGUGGUUGAAUGCACAGGGAACACGAUGGACAGAGAUUCUGUGACUUAUGGGGGUCCCAGCUCUCUGAAUGAGAUGUGCCUAGGAUUUAUUUUUUAUUAUCCAUAUAUUCCUAUCGCUGCUUGCUGGAGCUACUAUGACCUUCACCACGUGAUUGAGGCAUUGGGUAUGGAUCCAGUGGAGAGGAUUGGCAUUUCCCUGAAUAAGUAG